Molecule: messenger RNA, 1697 nt
Organism: Quercus robur (English oak)
Lineage: Eukaryota; Viridiplantae; Streptophyta; Magnoliopsida; Fagales; Fagaceae
Product: organellar oligopeptidase A, chloroplastic/mitochondrial-like
Exons: 6
Coding region: 83-775 (230 amino acids)
Biological process (GO): peptide metabolic process; proteolysis
Molecular function (GO): metalloendopeptidase activity
Source: RefSeq, a predicted model, not a curated record
AACCCUACCCAGCCAUACUCUUCACUCUCACUCUCACUAGUCACUAUCUUUGUUCUCUGUAGAGGUUCCUUUGUUUUCUCACAUGCUUCUCACCUCGGCUCCAGGAUCCGCACCAGCCUCAUCACCAACCAAGUCUCCAUCUCCGACUUCUUCUCCACCGUCUCAUCAUUCUCAUGCUUCCGCUCCCACCUCAAAGCCAUCGACUCCCUCUUUGGCUCCAACUCCAUCCGCCACUCCUCCGUCGCCUUCCUCCGCUUCGUCAACCUCGCCUCCGGCUCCUCCCCCACCGAUCACCCCAACCCCCUCCAAUGCGCCGACCGUUACUCCCUCUCACAGACGACAGCACACUCCACUCUCCGGUCCCUCUCUCUCACGGUCUCUACCUCUGCCGCCGCCUCCCCACGCCGGCCUCUCCACAGUCUCUCUUGUUUGGAUGGUGGUGACUGUGUUCCAUGAAUUCGGUUAUGCACUUCAACGUAUGUUGACCAAGCAAGAUGAGGGUUUAGUUUCUGGUGUACAGGGGAUAGAGUGGGACGCUGCUGAAUUAUCUUCUCUGUUCAUGGAAAAAUGGUGUUAUCACAAAGAUACUCUCAUGAGCAUUGGAAAGCAUUAUAAUACCAAGAAGAGUAUCCCUGAAUCACUUUGUACGGAUUUGCUUAAAAAUGUGGAGCUCUUCAGAGGCUUAGUCGGUCUUCACCAAGUAAGAAUGGGGAUUUUAGAUUUGCAGUUGCAUGCAAUGUACAUUCCUGAUGGGCCAAAAACUGCCCUUGAUUAAGUAAGAGUGUUUAUGAAAUCACAUCCGUGUACCCUAUGCUACAAGAAGAUAGGUAUCUUUGUAGCAUCUCUCAUAUAUUUACAGGUUUGUUUUCCCUCUCAAAUUGACUUCUUUCUAAAAUCAUUUUUAUUUCUUCAACUCCAGCCUAACCUAUUGAUAGUUUCCUUUUUCAUGAAUAUUAGAUGAAUAUGCAGCUGGAUAUUAUGGCUGCCAAGUUUUUUUUUAUUCCUAUAUUAUUCAUAAUUGUCUGUUGCAUUCUAUAUGAUUCUUUCGUGAAUUGUGGGCAAGUUUUCUAUUGUUGUUUGUAUACCCUUUGUACUUUAUUCCUCUUAAAUUUACUUUGACACCAUAUUUCUGCAUUUGGCAGUGGUCUGAGAUGAUGGCAGUAGACGGUCUCUGCAUUUGAGGCUGCUGGACUGAAUGACAAGGAGGCUAUGAAAGAAAUGGGGCACAAAUUCCGAGAGACGAUCCUUGCUCUUGGAGGUGGCAAUGCGGCAAAAGAGGUAUUAAAAAAUUCAAGGGAAAAGAACAUUCAUCAAAGGAACUGUUGAAGCAAAUUAGAAAAUCUUUACCAGAGGAACUGCUCAAGCUGUCCUCCUCAGAGUCUUCACGGGAACAGAAACGGAGGAAGAAGUCUUCAUGUGAACAGAAACGGAGGAAGAAGUCGUAAUUAGCUUUUUGAAAACUUUUGAUUUUAAAGAUGAAAGCCCUUCCUUUUUGUUUUCUUGUUUCUCAUUUAACUUUUUUUUCCCGUAUUGAAGGUAGUAUAUGGAAAGUAAAACUAUCCCAAUUUUUUAAGGAUAUGGGAUUUCCGAAGAUAAGGGUCUUGUAAUUUAUUGUACCCCAAUUAGUUUAGACUUUCUGACACAAUAUCAAAACAUUUUAUAUAUUGUCGAGUAUGGUCAUGCGUGCUUUUUACCAA